Messenger RNA from Bactrocera dorsalis (oriental fruit fly), 1574 nucleotides. It is a transcript of the gene Gmd, whose product is annotated as GDP-mannose 4,6 dehydratase. Gene Ontology annotation, biological process: GDP-mannose metabolic process. The record is from RefSeq and is a predicted model, not a curated record. Gene Ontology annotation, molecular function: GDP-mannose 4,6-dehydratase activity. The coding region runs from base 137 to 1270 and encodes 377 amino acids. The transcript has 3 exons. Lineage: Eukaryota; Metazoa; Arthropoda; Insecta; Diptera; Tephritidae.
UCAAAACAUUUACGUGAAUGCCAUUAAGCCAUUUUAACUUCUUUUCAUAGUCAGCUAAUUCUGUUUCCGCCCUGUUAGUAAUUUAGUUAUAAAUAGGUUUUAUUUGGUUAUUUAUCUACAUAGUGGAUUGAACGAAAUGUCAUCCAACACGGAAGCAAGUGGCUCACAACAAAUAAGCGACCCAAAUAAGCGGCAAGAAAAUGGAAGUGGCGAUUGCAGGAAAAUUGCUUUGAUAACCGGCAUAACUGGGCAGGACGGCUCGUAUUUGGCUGAGUUUCUCUUAAAGAAAAACUAUGAAGUCCAUGGAAUUAUUCGUCGUGCUAGUACUUUCAACACUUCUCGUAUUGAGCAUCUUUAUGCCAACCCUGUAGCACAUCAAGGAGGGAAAAUGAAACUGCAUUAUGGUGACAUGACAGAUAGUAGUAGUUUGGUGAAGAUCAUCAGCAUGGUAAAGCCAACAGAAAUUUAUAAUUUAGCUGCACAAUCUCAUGUAAAAGUGUCCUUCGAUUUGAGUGAAUAUACUGCCGAAGUAGAUGCUGUAGGCACAUUAAGAAUUCUAGAUGCUGUUCGUACAUGUGGUAUGGAAAAAGCUGUACGAUUCUAUCAGGCUUCCACAUCAGAGUUGUACGGAAAGGUGGUAGAGACACCACAAAACGAGAAGACACCGUUUUACCCGCGGUCACCUUACGCUUGUGCCAAGAUGUACGGCUUUUGGAUAGUUAUUAACUAUCGUGAAGCAUAUAAUAUGUACGCAUGUAAUGGCAUAUUGUUCAAUCACGAAUCCCCACGUCGUGGUGAAAAUUUCGUGACACGCAAAAUAACGCGUUCGGUGGCGAAAAUAUUUCAUCAACAAUUGGAAUCUUUCGAAUUGGGUAAUCUCGACUCGAAACGUGAUUGGGGUCACGCAAUGGAUUAUGUGGAGGCCAUGUGGAUGAUGUUGCAAUUGGAAAAACCUGCUGAUUUUGUGAUUGCCACCGGUGAAACGCACAGCGUUCGUGAAUUUGUCGAAGAGUCUUUCAAAUUCAUUGGCCGAGAAAUAGUUUGGCAAGGCGAAGGGGUUGAUGAAGUGGGUAUCGAAAAGGAUACCGGCGUUGUGCGUGUACGUAUUAAUCCGAAGUAUUUCCGUCCAACAGAGGUGGAUUUGUUACUAGGUGAUUCGAGUAAAGCCCGUAAAGAGCUUAAAUGGUCACCUAAAGUUACAUUUAAAGAAUUAAUUAAGGAUAUGAUGGAAGCGGAUAUUGAACUCAUGAAAAGGAAUCCAAUUGCCUAAACUAGUGAUUGCUUACAUAAGUGUGAUUUAUUUGUGACUUUGACGAUAGUACAAUCGUUUCUUUUUAUGAAAGCACAAAUAUAGUUUAGCAACGGAUGGCGUAUAUAAUUUGUAUUAUACAUAAUCAUUUAUGUAGUUAGUAUAUAAGUCCUUUGACAUUUUGUUUAAUUUUAUAGUUUGCUACAUAAUAUAUAUUGUAGGUAUGUGUUUUUAUUGUAUUUAUAAAUAUUUUAUACAAUUUGCAUUCCAAAGCAAAACAAUUGUAUUAUGUGUGCAAUAAAUGUGCUUUACAGUUCAAAAGAUA